CUUGAGGCCGAUCACAGACGCUGCAAUGGGAAACAAAAUGAUCUGGGUUCUGGCCAUUUUGACCAUUGUAGGGCUCAGCAAUGCCUUGCUGCCUUCAGGACAAUGCAAUGUUCCAGCAAGAUCAAGAGAAAAUUGUGGCUACCCAGGCAUUGGUGAAAUUGAAUGCAGUGCAAGGCAAUGUUGCUUUGAUUCAAACGUGAUUGAUGCCCCCUGGUGCUUCAAACCCAUUUCAAUAGAAGCUUCACUCCGAUAUGCAAAGAGAAUGACUGAACCGCAAGCAAGAGUGGACUGUGGCUAUCAAGGGAUCACGCGCAAGAGGUGCAAAAGGAUUGGAUGCUGUUUUGACCGAAAGGCUUCUGACACAUCAAUGUGCUUCUAUCCCCCAGUGAAUGAGGAUACAUACAUGAAAGGCACAUCUAUAGAAGUAACAGAAGGCUGGCAGUAA
This is a messenger RNA of Podarcis muralis (Common wall lizard), 445 nucleotides long. NCBI's taxonomy places the organism in Eukaryota, Metazoa, Chordata, Lepidosauria, Squamata, Lacertidae. The record is from RefSeq and is a predicted model, not a curated record.